Messenger RNA from Striga asiatica, 759 nucleotides. The record is from the annotation of a GenBank genome assembly. Lineage: Eukaryota; Viridiplantae; Streptophyta; Magnoliopsida; Lamiales; Orobanchaceae.
AUGACCGGAUUCAGUUUCGCAUCAGGGUCUAGAUACGACCCGCUAACACCAAUAAUAAGCGUAGAGUGUGAUCUCAUGUUCCGAGCAAUUGGAACAUUUCAAAAGUUACCGGGCGAAGCUAGAGACAGCUAUCGGGAAGAACAGGACAAUGAGAUAGUAAAAAAUGCUCUGUUUCUAGUCAGUGCCGGGACUAAUGACUUUGUCGUAAAUUAUUUUCCCGUGCCUAUUAGGCGUAACAAUUACACAAUCUCAGAAUACACAAGUUUCGUUCUACAAGAAGCUCGACAAGUUUUUCAGGGAUUAGUGGACCAAGGUGCCACGCGAAUAGGAGUAGUGGGCCUUCCUCCGUUGGGCUGCUUGCCGAUUGUAAUAACACUAUAUUCCGAGGACCCAAUUGCAAACCGAGAUUGCAUUGCAAAUUUUUCAUGGGUAGCACGAGAUUAUAAUCACAUGCUACAAAACGAAUUGAAGGAAAUGCAAAAACAGCUUCAACCUUCGGGAUCUCGGAUUGCUUACAUGGACAUAUUUGGACCAUUAGAGGAAAUGACCUUAGGCAACAAAUAUGAUUUUGAGGAGGUUAGAAAGGGAUUUUGCGGGACAGGGCUGCUUGAAGCUUCGCAUAUGUGCAAUUCAAAUAGUGUCGUGUGUGAAGAUGUGAACGAGUACGUGUUUUGGGAUGCGAUUCACCCGACUGAAAAAACAUAUUUUCUGCUGUUUCAAGAGUUUAGGCCUUUAAUCGACAGCCUAGUUAAGGAAUAA